Molecule: messenger RNA, 1967 nt
Organism: Rubroshorea leprosula
Lineage: Eukaryota; Viridiplantae; Streptophyta; Magnoliopsida; Malvales; Dipterocarpaceae
Source: the annotation of a GenBank genome assembly
AUCAUCAUUAAAAUGGAGCCCAAUUAUGACAUUGAAAACUGUCGUCCCCAUCGAAGAAACGCAUAUAAGUUGCUGUAGCCGACCUUUUGCCUCUGAUUUCGCCGCUCAUUGUUGCUUCCGAUUACUAAAAUCCGAGCGUUUUUUGUCUCAGCCGGUGACUCAUGGCUCAGACAGCAGCGGCAUCAACUAGUAGGCUGGCGGAAUCGGUCGCUGAUAUGGUUCCGUUGCCGUCAUCUGCACCACUCGCAUUGGUUCCAUUGUCUUCUCAAGACGCUGCACACCAAAGCGGUAGUGCAGCGGUGAGAAAGGGGAAGGAGGUGCAAUCCGCCACACUUACGCUUCCCUCGAAGGUAUCCCCACUGGCUCCACCGUUAACUCAGUACGCUCUCAAACGCAGCGGCUUUGCACAAGAUUACUUUGCUUCUACAGAGCUCCUGCUACAGAACUACCGGAAUUUCUCUCGCAGCACAGCUCCAUCCAGGUUGAUGUACUUCGAGAAUGGAGAUUGGAUCGAUUUCUCGAGCGAAGUUGUAGACCAACUCCGCCCGGCGUUCGCGGACCGCAGGGCGAUGGUGGACGUGUCGAUCGACGGAUCGAAGUAUCUAUUCGAUUUCCUGAGGAUGCUUCAGAUCGAUUUUAAGACCGAAAACUUUUGUUCGGUUUCAUGGAUCGAUGAAAAUGGCAAGUGUUUUUUCCCGAAAAUUAGUAUCGGAAAGGAGGAAGAGUUUACAGAACUUGAAAAUAAUGAAUAUAUGGAGAGUUGUGCUAAUGGUAAUGGUGAUAUUAAUCAUAACAUUGAGCUUGUGAUCAAGCUUGACGAUAGUUUAUUGAAGAGGAAGAGAGCAGAAUUUGAAGCAACUCCUCCAACCACGGCUCUUCCAACUCCUCCGGUCGCUGUUCUUCCAGUCAUAGCUGAGGAUGGGCCUAGACGUCCGCAAUUUCUUGAAGUUCUUAGGUGGCCAGAGACGACGAUAUUGCGAGAAGGAGAUAAGGAGCAUAUGCUUAUCAAGAAUUAUUUCUUGGCAGGGGUAAGAAAACUCCAUCCAUUUGCUAAUGUUACCACCAUUUACAAAUGCACGCGUGAGGGGCAUUCACAGAAGGCUCGUUAUGAGGCUUUUCAGAAACAAAUUGAGCUCACUAGGACUAUUCGAGGUGCUGAUGCUGCAACGACGAUUCACGCCUGGCACGGGGCUUCGGAAAAGGAGGUGGCUACCAUAUUGGCUUAUGGAUUUCGGUCGCCCACGAAGGUUCCCGAGUCUGAUGUUUAUGGGAUCGGUGUCUAUCUGUCUCCUAUAGGAUUGCCCCAAUUGAGUGCUUCACUGGCGGAGGCAGAUGAAAAUGGCGAAAAGCAUGUUAUUCUCUGUCGAAUUCUAUUGGGAAAUGUCGAGAAAGUGGAAUUCGGAUCCCAACAAGAUCUACCUUCCAGGGCGAAGUUUGACACCGGUUCAGAUGAUCCUAAGAACCCCACUUGGCAUGUGGUGUGGUCUUAUAAUAUGAACAAGCACAUUUUUCCUGAGUUUGUUGUGAGUUACAAGCCUUUUGGUAAUGCGCAAGGCCAAAUGAAAGCAGCACGAUGUACGGGUAAGGAGUUCAUCUCAAAGGUUGGGGAUUCCCUACCUCCUGCCCAAUUUCAGGAAGUUGUGCAUUUAUACGAGAUGUUCCAGGCUGGGUUGUUGGCAAAAGAUGAUUUUAUAAGGCGGUUUCGAUUUAUUGCUGGAGAUAACAUCCUAAAGUCAGUUAUUCGGGAGAUUAAUGACUCAGGAUGACUUGGAAGAAUUAUGAUCCAAAUGUUAUGUUACAUUUCAACUAGGAGUAGCACAGAACAUCUAAACCUACAUGCACAGGAAACAAAAUAGAAUCAUUUCUUAGGUUUUUUUUGCCCAUUGUGUUAGCUCAUUUUGCCUGUCAUUAGUAUUCUUCUAAACAUUCAGUUAGUGAUUUGCUUUUACUAAAGCCUUUGUUCUGAG